Messenger RNA from Symbiodinium necroappetens, 822 nucleotides. Lineage: Eukaryota; Dinophyceae; Suessiales; Symbiodiniaceae. The record is from the annotation of a GenBank genome assembly.
AUGCCUUGCCAGGCGCUGGAAACACCUCGCACACGUGGAACCAUACUUUGCGAGCCAGCGUUACAGGUGCCGCGUACCGGCUCGGGAGAGGGCCAGAUCUUGAACGCCCACGCGCUGCGCCCGUGCUCCAUAGACCUCCCUGAGAUUCCGCACCUGGGCUUCUGCGACCCCCUCUGCCGGGACGGAUGGCAUCCGAACGUGUCUCUGAUACAGUGCGUGGCUUCAAAUCUGACUUCCCUCUUCGAGUGCCUGGGCAACUCCUGUGUGCAACUUACUCCCGCGCAGUUUGCCGAAGCGGUCACCUGUCAAGAGGGCCCGGAAGCGGAGCACGAAGGAAUUUGCACGCCCAACUGCAAGCCAGGGUACCGCAGGACUUGUAGAAACGGUGUCUUAACGCCCUUCAGAUACGAGUGCUUCCCGGAAAACUGCACGGCCCACUUCGAGCUGCCAUGGGCCUUGCCGCCUUCACCCGGCUACAACCGGUCUCUAGGCAUCAACAGCCCACUUGUCGAAUGGGUUCCGCCAGAAGCGAGGACCUGUGCGGAAGGGCCCAGCAUGUUCCACCGCGGACGUUGUACCGCUCAAUGCUUGCCUGGAUAUGAGCCGGACAUACCUUUCCUUUCUUGCAACCUGGGCAACUUCAGCCCACCAGUGUACCAGUGCGUGGGGCAGCCCUGCCAGGCAUUGCAGGGCAUUCCGGAUGCGCCUACCCUGACGUGUGAGGAAGGCACAAUCCUGGAGCACGGAGGGUCCUGCACCACGAAGUGCGACUAUGGCUUUGUCCCCUCCGAUGCAGUGCUGAGCAACAGCCUCAGCUUGUGA